GCGACGACUCAGCGCAGUUAUGCUAAAUUGUUAAGACGGUCUCCAUUGUCAUUUUAAAGACUUGCAAUUACGAGAGAACUCGCUUGGUUUUUGCAAUACAGAAACGUGCGCAAAUUAAUUCGCAUUUGCCUUCUGCUUCUCUUCUUCGAUUGAGAGAGGGGUGAAGUCCCGGCGACGGCUAUAGUUUUUGAUUCGGAUUCUUUUUAUUCCCUACUCUUCUUCUUCAGAUCUUAUCUCAGAAGUGAGGAUCGAGAAUUUUCACCAUUUGAUCGUCCAGAAAGUUUCGAUCUACUCCUGUGCUUUUUUAGAAUCUUUUAGAUUCGGAUCCACGCGUCGUUGAAUUCUUCUUGUAAUAUAUAGGAGGACGAAAGGAUUUGAUCUGGUUUGAUUUGUUUUGAUUUGAUCUCCCAUGGCAGCUCCCGUGCCUCCUCGUGGAGCACCUAGGCCUCCCAAUGCACCGCCCAAUUAUAACCCUAAUAUUCAGAGAAGUUCUGAUCCUCUUGCCGAUGAUAUGCCGAACCUGCAAAUCAAUCGUCUGACAUCGAUGCCCAAUUCUGCCCCUCGGCCGCCUCCUUUCGGGCAACCACCUCCGUUCCCUUCACAGUCGCCGGCAGUUCCCGUGGCUAGACCUGGUCCACCUCCCGCUGCCCUUGCAAGGGGUCCAGUGCCGCCUUAUGGCUCUCCGCAGGCCUCAUUAGCUCCUAAUAUGGCGCCGAGUAGGCCAUUGGGACCUCCUGUUAGUCAGCCUCCGCCGCUUCAUGGAUCGAGGCCGUCAUCUGCGCCUCCUGGGUCUUUGCCGCCUUCUCCUUUUGUGACAGGUCCUGUUUUUCCUCCUUCUGGGCCUCCUCGCGCUGCUUUCCUGUCUUCGAGUGGCCAAGUUGUGCCCCCUCCAGCACCAGGCAUGGCACCUGGAUCCACACCGGCACCAGCACCUGGUGCUCGUCCUGGCGCUUUUCCGUCUCCGCCUUUGACUACGGGUCCGAUUGUUCCUCCGUCGAGCUCUCCAGGUCUGGCUAGUAACGGGCCUCCCAUGUUCACAUCUGGGCCUUUUCCAAGUGCGGCCCCUCUUCCUUCUUCUGGCAGUACGCCCCAGAUGCCUGUUGGACCACCACCGACGAUGCCAAUGAGGCCUCCUACCCAAGUGCCGACAAUGCGUUCUUUCAUUGCAAGUACUACCGCUAAUGCUCCUGCAGGUCCUGCCGUGCAACCGUCCUCUCCAUUUUCAGCAGCAUCCUCCCCCUUUUCGGCAGCAUCCUCCCCCUUUUCAGCAGGACCACAACCACUACCUUCAGGCUCUCCAUAUGGAACUCAAACUUGGCCGGUGCAACCCCAGCAAGUGGUUCCUCCUCCACCAAUUCCUGGUUCAGCACAACCACCAAGAAUGUUUGGAAUGCCACCACCAUUGCCAAAUCAAUCCAUGGCUACUAUACCUCCUGCUAUGGGUCAAGCUGGAGCCUCUAUGUCAGGGCCAUCAAAAAUUGAUCCCAAUCAAAUUCCUCGCCCAAUUCCAAGUUCCUCAGUGAUCUUGUACGAUACUCGUCAUGGCAGCCAAGCCAAUCUCCCACCGCCUGCUACAAGUGAAUAUAUUGUCAAGGACACUGGGAAUUGUAGUCCACGUUACAUGAGGUGUACCAUCAAUCAGAUCCCAUGCACUAGUGAUCUUUUGACCACGUCUGGGAUGCAGUUGGCAUUGUUGGUUCAACCUUUAGCCCUUCCUCAUCCUUCUGAGGAGCCUAUCCAAGUUGUGGAUUUUGGUGAAAGUGGUCCUGUUCGAUGUUCUCGUUGCAAAGGCUAUGUAAAUCCCUUCAUGAAGUUUAUUGAUCAGGGCAGGCGGUUCAUCUGUAACUUGUGUGGAUUCACUGAUGAGACACCUCGUGAUUACCACUGCAAUUUAGGUCCAGAUGGUAGGCGCAGGGACGCUGAUGAAAGACCUGAGCUAUGCAGAGGAACAGUUGAAUUUGUUGCCUCAAAAGAAUACAUGGUUCGUGAUCCUAUGCCUGCUGUGUUCUUCUUCCUCAUCGAUGUAUCCCUGAAUGCUGUGCAGACUGGUGCCACUGCUGCAGCUUGCAGUGCAAUCAGCCAAGUUAUCGCUGAUUUUCCUGAAGGGCCUCGGACAUUGGUGGGAAUAGCAACAUUUGACUCAACAAUCCAUUUUUACAAUCUGAAACGUGCUUUACAGCAGCCACUGAUGCUCAUUGUUCCUGAUGUUCAAGAUGUUUACACUCCUCUUCAAACUGAUGUUGUUGUUCCACUUUCUGAGUGCCGUCAGCAUUUAGAGCUGUUGCUAGAAAGCAUUCCAACCAUGUUUCAGAAUAAUAGAACUGCUGAAUCAGCCUUUGGAGCAGCAAUCAAGGCUGCCUUCUUAUCCUUGAAGAGUACUGGGGGGAAACUUUUGGUAUUUCAGUCAGUCUUGCCAUCAGUUGGUCUUGGGGCCCUGUCUGCUAGGGAGGCUGAAGGAAGAACAAAUAUCUCUGCAGGGGAAAAGGAGGCCCAUAAAUUACUUCAACCAGUAGACAAAACUCAGAAGACGAUGGCCAUUGAGUUUGCAGAAUACCAGGUUUGUGUCGAUAUAUUUAUCACCACCCAGACUUAUGUAGACAUUGCUUCUAUCUCUGUUAUCUCAAGAACAACUGGAGGACAGAUAUAUUAUUAUUACCCCUUCUCAGCUCUUUCUGAUCCUGCCAAGCUUUACAAUGAUCUUAGAUGGAACAUCACAAGGCCCCAAGGAUUUGAGGCAGUGAUGCGUGUAAGAUGCAGCCAGGGUAUUCAAGUUCAAGAGUACUCAGGAAACUUUUGCAAACGCAUUCCCACAGAUGUGGAUUUACCUGGGAUUGACUGUGACAAAACUAUAUUGGUGACCUUAAAACAUGAUGAUAAGCUGCAGGAUGGCUCAGAAUGCACAUUUCAGUGUGCUCUUCUUUACACCACCGUGUAUGGCCAACGAAGAAUUCGAAUUUCUACGUUAUCUCUGCCUUGCACAAGUAUGCUAAGUAAUCUGUUCCGCUCAGCGGACCUGGAUACUCAAUUUGCAUGUCUUUUGAAGCAAGCGGCAAUUGAAAUUCCUUCCAAUCCACUUGUGCAAGUGAGAGAUCAAGUGACAAGCCUUUGUAUCAGCAUUCUGCAUUCUUAUCGUAAAUUCUGUGCAACAGUAUCUUCUUCUGGACAACUUAUUCUUCCAGAAGCACUCAAGCUUCUUCCUUUAUACACCCUUGCAUUGGUCAAAAGCACUGGCUUGCGGACUGAUGGGCGAAUAGAUGACCGUUCGUUUUGGAUUAAUUAUGUCUCCUCUCUUUCAACUCCAUUGGUGAUUCCGCUGGUCUACCCUAGGAUGUUUGCAAUCCACAAUCUUAACUCAAAAGAGGGUGAUGGAUCUCUUAUACCCACAACAAUUCCACUUUCCAGUGAACAUGUGAACGACACGGGAAUCUACCUUCUUGAGAAUGGUGAGGAUGGCUUAAUAUAUGUUGGUAACUCUGCAGAUCCAAUUGUCUUGCAACAGCUGUUUGGCAUUUCCUCUGUUGAUGAAAUUCCCACUCAGUUUGUGCUGCAGCAAUAUGGCAAUCCAUUAUCCAAGACACUGAAUGACGUUGUAAAUGAGAUACGGCGCCAAAGAUGCUCAUACCUACGCUUAAAAUUGUGCAAGAAGGGAGACCCAUCAGGAAUGUUGUUCUUCUCAUACAUGGUAGAAGACAAGAGUCCAAGUGGCCUCUCCUAUGUUGAGUUUCUAGUACACAUCCAUCGGCAGAUACAAAGCAAAAUGGCGUGAUCAAUGAGAUCUUUUCUGGAUUUUGAGUUAUCGGUUUUUUAACUUCGUGCAUGGGGGAGGUCAAGCAGAUGUGAAGUCAUACUUCAAACACUAUAGUACUGGAGCGGCCUUGUUCAAGUUCUGUGGUUAAGCUCGGUGUUUAUUUGGAUGGUGUGACUUGAGGUUUUGUUAGUUCUGGUAUAGUUAAAUAUUCAGAGAGGUCAGUAGUGGCAAUAAGCUAAAAUGUCUACUUAUAAAUAUAUUUUUGUUUCUGCUUUUAUUUUAGGUUGGCUCUUUUUUGUUGUUGGAGAAGGGAGGGGGAAGUCCAUCUUGCUUCCUUUUUGUUCAUGUUUCCCUGUGUAUUCUAAUAGCAUAACAAAUGUAUAAACAUGUUUGUUAAUCAAAUAACUUAUGAUUCAUUGCAAAA
Messenger RNA from Malania oleifera, 4172 nucleotides. Its product is annotated as protein transport protein SEC24 C. Gene Ontology annotation, biological process: endoplasmic reticulum to Golgi vesicle-mediated transport; intracellular protein transport; COPII-coated vesicle cargo loading. Gene Ontology annotation, molecular function: SNARE binding; zinc ion binding. Bases 410 to 3766 code for a protein of 1118 amino acids. Gene Ontology annotation, cellular component: COPII vesicle coat; endoplasmic reticulum exit site. The record is from RefSeq and is a predicted model, not a curated record. The transcript has 24 exons. Lineage: Eukaryota; Viridiplantae; Streptophyta; Magnoliopsida; Santalales; Ximeniaceae.